This is a messenger RNA of Empidonax traillii (willow flycatcher), 2134 nucleotides long. It is a transcript of the gene FBLN7, whose product is annotated as fibulin 7. The record is from RefSeq and is a predicted model, not a curated record. NCBI's taxonomy places the organism in Eukaryota, Metazoa, Chordata, Aves, Passeriformes, Tyrannidae. Gene Ontology annotation, molecular function: calcium ion binding. The transcript is spliced from 8 exons. Bases 58 to 1260 code for a protein of 400 amino acids.
UCCCUGUUCCCACAGAGCUGCUUCAGCAGGCAGCAGCUCCUGGCCGCCAUCCGGCAGAUGCAGCAGCUGCUGAAGGGGCAGGAGACGCGUUUUUCCGAGGGGCUCCGCGCCAUGAGGAGCCGGCUCAGCUCCCUCCACGCCACCCUGGCCAAGGCAGCUCCAGAGGUACCCACCGUCUCCUGUCCCGCUCUCCAAGCCCCCACGGACGGGAGGAAGUUUGGCACCAAGUAUUCGGUGGAGCACGAGGUUCACUUCACCUGCGACCCGGGUUUCCAGCUCCUGGGCUCCAGCACACGGCUGUGCCAGGCCAACGGCACCUGGAGCGGGCAGGAGCCCCGCUGCGAAGAGAUCAGCGAGUGCUCGAGCAGCCCCUGCCAGAACGGCGGGACGUGCCUGGAGGGGCUCAACCAGUUCAGGUGCCUCUGUCCCCAGCAGUGGACUGGGACCACCUGCCAGCACAGGGCACAGACGGCUCCUCCCGCCUGGAGCGUGAGGGACGAUCCCGCCUUCAGCCGCCAGCCCCGCUGUGCCCAGGUGGCCCAGGCCCAGCAGUGCAGCUGCGAUCCCGGCUUCCACAUGAACGGGACGGCCGCCAACGGGCUCUGCCAGGACCUCAACGAGUGCGAGGUGUUCCAGCGGGACGGGGGGCCCCGGCUCUGUGCCCAUUCCUGUGUCAACCUUCCCGGCUCUUUCCACUGCUCCUGCCCCUCCGGAUACGUCCUCCUGGGAGACGGCAAGAGCUGCGAGGACAUCGACGAGUGUUCCCUCUCCCAGGAUAACUGCACGGGCGGGAGCACCUGCAUCAACACCGGGGGUGGGUUCCAGUGCGUCACCCCCCAGUGCCCCCCCGCCGCCGGGAACGUCUCCUACGUCAAAACCUCCCCCUUCCAGUGCGAGCGCAACCCCUGCCCGAUGGAGAGCCGGUCGUGCCACCACGCCCCCAAAACCAUCUCCUUCCACUACCUGCCGCUGCCCUCCCGCCUGCCGACCCCCACGCCGCUGUUCCGCAUGGCCACGGCGGCGGCUCCGGGCCGGCCGGGCCCCGACAGCCUCCGCUUCGGCAUCGCGGGCGGCAAGAGCCGCGGGCACUUCGUGGUGCAGCGCUCGGACCGCCACACCGGGGAGCUCAUCCUGGUGCAGAGCCUGCGGGGCCCCCAGACCAUCCAGGUGGACGUGGACAUGUCCGAGUACCUGGACCGGGUCUUCCAGGCCAAGCACGUCUCCAAAAUCACCCUCUUUGUCUCGGCCUAUGAGUUUUAGGGGAGGAGGUGGUGGUGGUGGUGGCUCCCGGUCCCUGCUCAGUGUCCUGUCCCGAGGUUCUUCCCAGGUGGAUUGACAGGAGGAAAACCCAAAUGAGGUGGAAAAGAAGCGGGAAGUGUGGCACCGUCCUCACCCCCAGCUCCGGAAGGAUGAGGCCCUACAACCACCUGAUUUCUUCGGGAUUCCUGCUUUUCCCUUUAGGAAGGCAGUGAAGCUGAGCAUGUGGGAGGAGGGAGGCUCCUGGCCUUUCCCGCUCUCCUCCCUGCUGGCCUGGGAUUGCUUGGACCCCAGCUCCACAUAAACAUGCCUCUGCUUCCCUUUUCGUGCUUAGAAUCUCCCUGGAGCCUGCUGGGGAUUGAGGUCCAGGGCCUUAAUCCCCUGGGAUUGAUCAGGGCUGGAAAACUCCAUGAUCGUCCACCUGGCUGGCUCCCCGUGCCCUCCUUGGGAAACUGGGCAAAGGAGGAAUCCCAGUGCUAUCCCUGCUCCUUAAACCUCCCCAGCGGGAAUCCCUCAUGGAUCUCCCGGCUGCGUGUGGAGGUGGGAAUAUUCCCUGCUCCAUCAGCCAUCCUGGUGGAGGAGGGCUGGGAAGAGCUGGCAUUCAGCUCUUCCCAGGGGGAUUCACCCCCCUGCUUGUGCAUGUUCUCCUGCCAUUCUGCAUGUUCCCACAUUCCGCUGGAUUCAGUACAAUUAAAGGAUGAUCUAAAGGAUGGCAGCGGAGUGGAGCACCCAGUGGAUGUGUGGAUGGUGGGAAUGCUCAUCUGGAGCCGUCCAGGAGAGCUCUGGGUCUGGUGGGGGAAGGACCUGUUAUCCAUAGUUUUACUUUCCUGCCUUACACUGCUUGGGAUGCUUCCCCCUGGAGCAUCCUCACCCCUGA